AUGGCCUGUCUGCGCCGCAGCCUGAUUAUGUCCAGGGUCUUACACAAGCUGAGCGGAGGUAUUCUCUACAAGAACGAGUAUAACCCUAUAGCCCUACCACAUCUAGCUGGCGAGUGGAAAGGCCCUCUCAGAUCAAAAGGAGCCACGCUGCAGAGCGCCUAUGAUGGAGCCUCUCUUGUCUAUGCGAGGAACCAGGCCCUCUUAUAUCUCGGAACGCCUGAUCCCUCUGGGCACGCUCAAGUUACAACAUUUACUACGGACAGCACAGUCCUCAACCAGUUUGCACACUACGCUAGGCCAUCCUCCAUAGAUAGCACGCCUAAGUACCACCAGUACCCCAUCAAGUCGACACUCCUUACAGACUCUUACCAGGGCUUCAAGGAUGGCUAA
This is a messenger RNA of Cryphonectria parasitica EP155, 390 nucleotides long. RefSeq lists its product as uncharacterized. Bases 1 to 390 code for a protein of 129 amino acids. The record is from RefSeq and is a predicted model, not a curated record. The transcript is spliced from 2 exons. NCBI's taxonomy places the organism in Eukaryota, Fungi, Ascomycota, Sordariomycetes, Diaporthales, Cryphonectriaceae.